Messenger RNA from Sceloporus undulatus (fence lizard), 3385 nucleotides. Its product is annotated as NADH-cytochrome b5 reductase 3-like. Lineage: Eukaryota; Metazoa; Chordata; Lepidosauria; Squamata; Phrynosomatidae. Gene Ontology annotation, cellular component: mitochondrion. The record is from RefSeq and is a predicted model, not a curated record. The transcript is spliced from 9 exons. Bases 119 to 1027 code for a protein of 302 amino acids. Gene Ontology annotation, molecular function: oxidoreductase activity; FAD binding.
UCCUCGGGAUGGACAAGCGAAGAGAGGAGGCGUGGCCAAGGCAAAGCAGGGCAAGGCGUGUCCCUGGCUUGAGGCUCAGUGUUGAUUGUGUUGCCGCGGGGAGCGGUUGGCUGGAGCCAUGGGGUCCUACCUGAGCACGCUGGGAAAUGUAGCAAUUUCUCCAAUAUAUUUUGUGAUCAGCUUGAUCAUGAGACUGUUCUCCAAGCCUCGUCCUGCUAUUACCCUCGAGAAUCCAGAUGUGAAAUAUGCAUUAAGGCUGAUAGACAAAGAGACUAUCAGCCAUGAUACCAGAAAAUUCCGUUUUGCCCUGCCAAGUCCAGAACACAUUUUGGGCCUUCCUGUUGGACAGCACAUUUACCUUACUGCAAGAAUUGAUGGGAAUCUGGUGAUCAGGCCAUACACACCAGUCACCAGUGAUGAUGACAAAGGUUAUGUGGAUCUUGUUGUAAAGAUAUAUUUCAAAGGUGUCCACCCAAAAUUCCCUGAUGGAGGAAAAAUGUCACAGUACUUAGAGAGCCUAAAGACAGGGGACACUAUUGAUUUCCGUGGACCCAGUGGAUUGCUUGUCUAUAAGGGGAAAGGUGUAUUUGCCAUUCGUCCAGACAAGAAAUCUGAACCAGUUCUUAAAAGAGUGAAACAGGUUGGGAUGAUAGCAGGUGGAACAGGAAUUACCCCAAUGUUACAGCUGAUCCGAGCUAUUGUGAAGGACAAAGAUGAUCCUACUGUUUGCCAUUUACUUUUUGCUAACCAGACUGAGGAGGAUAUCCUGCUGCGUCCAGAACUUGAGGAAGUGCAUUCAGUGCAACAUUCAGCCCGCUUUAAAUUGUGGUAUACAUUGGACAGGGCACCUGAAAAGUGGGAUUACAGCCAAGGAUUUGUGAAUCAAGAUAUGCUCAAGGAUCACAUGCCGCCGCCCCAAGAUGACGUUCUCAUUCUGAUGUGUGGCCCUCCUCCAAUGAUUCAAUAUGCUUGCAUUCCCAACCUUGAUAAACUGGGCUAUUCCAAGGAGAUGAUGUUUGCCUAUUAAACUGGAUUGGAGACAGGAUGAAGUGGGAUGUGUAUAUGAGGGGAAAUAAUGGAAAGAAGCACUUUGAAAUGACAGGGAACAAGAUUAAAGACAGAGGAAGUGACAGAUGUGCAGAGGUGUAGCACUAUAUACAAAGGGGCUACCACGCUGAAAUUUCUGUAGGCAGGUAAUUGUGUUGUAUAUGGCAUUUUUAGCUUUGCUAUGCUAUUAAACCUGUAAUAAGGCCACUGGAUUAUGUUUAACUCCUUUAAAAUGAAUAAAAAAUUUAGCCAGGAUCUUGGCAUGAACAGUUUCUCAACUAUAGAUGUGUGUCUGAUACCAACUGUUAAGCAGGUAUAGGUGGGGAAAAUGUUUUCCUCUUGCUGUACUUGCCACAAAGCUUUAAAAGGAGAAAGGUAGGGAUAGCUGUAUUGAAUGCACACUAUUCAUUAAUUAAAAUUUCAUUAUUGCCUUCAUUGGAAGACUGACGGUGAAAUUGUAUGCCUGAUGCAAACACUUAAAGAGAAACUUACAUAUAUUGAGAACAUAGAACUAAAUUAUCAUCUCAUGAAAGUGUCUUCUCCGUUUCUCUCUUGUCAUUCCCAAAGGCAAACUUUGUACACAAAUGUUCCUUAGUUCUUCUCACCCUUUUUCUUAAUUCAUGUGAUCCGAAAAGAAUGUAUGACACUGUAGUAUGAUUUAUACAAAUAAACUCCACAGAUUAAGUUCCUGUGUAUUUAAUUUGGAUAUUAUUAGUCAGUCCAUGAAUUCUGAUUAUAUAGAAUAGAGUGUGCUACCUAUAUUUUCUUUACAUGUAGUAAUUUGUACUGUUUUCUUGAAAAGAUUUCAUACUAUAAAAAAGAAACACUUCACUGUAUUUGGCUUCUGCACUAUCUUUUAAACAAGCUUUCACAGUUACAGUGCUGCUUCCAAAAAUGUGAGGGAGAACUAAAGAAAAACCUGCAAAGAAAAUCAAGAAAACUUCAUUUCAGAUUAGUCCAAUGUAUUUUCUUUUCAGCGUUUUGGAGAGGGGUUAGUUGCUAACGUCUGGGCAUCCAUGUGUUUUUAAAGUGAAUUUUAGUACCUGUACUCCAAAACUGAUAGAAGUUGCAGUUAUUUCCAGGCUUCUUCAUUUUUAUUGUUGUUUCUUAAUUUAGGGAAGGGGAAUAUCUCCUGGUAAUUUUUUCCUACACCAAUGAAAAUGAAAUUAAUUGAGAGCUAUGCAUUUUAAAAGUGCCCUUGAAUAUAUCCCAUUCAUUUCAGAAGGGAUUGUGCAGGAGGACUGUGUUUAGUCACAGUGUUAUGCCACAAAGAAUGCUGGUGUGGAAACGUAGUCUAGAUGUGAUUCUUCCAUAUGGAAUAGAAUCAGAUGGAUUACUUCAAGAAAGAGAAAAUGUAACAAUUCAAAUAUUCUAAGUUACAUAAGCAGUGGGGAGAACACAUUUCAGAUGUUCUAGUAAAAACCUAUACCACUGAGUAAACAGUGCAGAAGAACAAGUUUGUGCCUUGGAAGACUUACUGGCCAUGUUACAAAUUAUGCUAAACCAUAGUUUAACUAAGAUUAAUUUUACAAAUUCAUGAUCUGUUUUCCUCCUGCCCUUUUUCUCAACACCUUCUAAAUAAGCCAGGGACAAACCAUGGUAUUGGCUUUGAAUGUAACAAGCAGCCACUUAAAAAGCCACCUUCUACAUGCCAGCAACAACUCACAACUUCUAAUUGUGGUUGGUUUGCGAGCAGGGUUCAGACACACACAAAAAACCAGACUUUAACAUGCCAAAAGUUGAUGCAUCUGUAUAUAUGAACCCUGCUAAGAAAUGUGAGGGCAGAAAUCUGAUGUUUUUUAUCCUUGGCAUUCUAGAUGCACCUUGAAUCUUUGUUUUCUCCUGUGAAAGGAAUAGGCUGCUGUAACCUGUAAGUAAGUUUUCUCAAGGCCAAGUGUGCAACUUGCUGUUUUAAAAAGUCAAUGACAGGGGCAGGGGAACGAACUGGUUUGGAAGAAUACCAAAGAGAUCUAGAUGGAUGCCCUUUAUCUGCAUUUAUUCUUCACAGAGUUGCAAAUGGCACCCCAUGUAGUUUGGCUCUGAGUGUUUUAACAAAACCAAAAGGGGGAGGAACUUUGGAAUGGUUCUGCACUAAUGUGCAUAAAUUCCUUCAUUAAGAUUUUGCAGCUAAAAAUAAAUAAGCAAAGUAAUUAACUUACCUUUUUGCUUCAUGUUUGUAUCACUCUGGGCAGAGAAGCCUCAACUUUAUUACAUGUACUCUUGAUGUUUCACAACUAUCUCAGUUCACACAAAUGGUUUUGUAUUAUCCUGCCUAGUCAGCUCCCCUCACCCCAAAUGUUUGUGGUAGAAAUAAAUAAAAAAAACUUUGCUUACCACA